AUGGGUGUCCAGGUUCCUGAACUGCAAUACACCUCCCUCGAGGAGAUCCCCGAGCGCAUCUCCACUGCGCGCAAGGCGUUCCUGGAGCACCGCACGCGCGAUGUCGAGUUCCGCCUCGUGCAGCUUCGAAAAUUCUACUGGGCCAUCAAGGAUCAUGAGGAAGAGAUCGCCGAAGCUUGCGCUUUGGAUCUGAAUAAGCCGCGCUUCGAGGUCGAGGUCGCCGAGAGCGGUUGGCUGCUCAACGAUGUCGUUUUCACCACUCGCAACCUCCACAAAUGGGUCAAGGAUGAGAAGGCGGAGGAUAUGGAUUUGGCCUUCAAGUUUAUGAACCCUACGAUCAGAAAAGACCCCUUGGGUUGUGUGUUGGUCAUCGGUGCUUUCAACUUCCCCUUCCAGUUAACCCUGGGUCCUGUUGUGGGCGCCAUUGCCGCUGGUAAUACUGUCGUCAUCAAGCCGUCUGAAAAUGCUCCCCGCAGCGCUGCCGUGAUGCAGAAGAUCUGUGAGGCUAGUCUCGAUCCCUCGUGCUACCACGUCAUUCAGGGAGGUGUUGCUGAGACGCAGGCCCUGCUUGCUGAACGAUGGGACAAGAUCUUCUUCACUGGUGGUGCCAACGUGGGCCGAAUUAUCGCCAAGGCCGCAGCGCCCCAUUUGACCCCAGUCGUGCUCGAGCUGGGUGGUAUCAACCCGGCCAUUGUCACCAAAAAUGCUGACCCUAGACUGGUCGCCCGCCGUAUGCUCUGGGCCAAACUCCUGAAUGCUGGUCAGCUCUGCACUUCGCAGAACUACCUGCUCGUUGACAAGCCGCUUGUGACCGAUGUUGUGGAGGAGUUCAAGAAGGCCUACAAGGAGUUCUAUCCCCAAGGCGCCAAGGUUUCGCCUGACUACUCGCGCAUCGUCAAUGCGACUCACUUCCAACGCCUCAAGUCUAUGCUCGAUAAUACGAAAGGCAAGAUCAUGAUGGGUGGCACCAUGGAUGAGAAGGAGCUCUUCAUUGAGCCUACUGUUGUCCUGGUGGACUCUGUUGAUGACUCCAUGUGCACCCAGGAGAGUUUCGGUCCCUUCAUUCCAAUUCUGCCCGUCGAGAACCUUGAUGAGGCCAUCAGCCUGGCCAACGGCGUUCAGGCCACCCCGCUGGGUCUCUACCCAUUCGGCAACAAGGCCGAUGUUGCGAAGAUUAUCUCUAGCACCCGCUCCGGUGGUGUUGCCUGUAAUGAUGCCGCCCUUCACAUCCCAACUCUGCCCUUUGGUGGUGUCGGCGAGAGUGGCUACGGCGCCUACCGUGGCCGCUCCAGCUUCGACGUCUGGGUACACCGUCGCCCUAUCACCACCAGCCCUGGCUGGUUGGAGUCUAUCCUGUCUAUCCGUUACCCGCCUUACGCCGGCAAGCUGGCUACGUGGAAGGCUGCCACCGCGCUGGCCCCUGACUUUGACCGUAGUGGUAACCAGGUCACCUUCGGCUGGUUGCGAUACAUGUUGACUCUGGGUGGAGGAAGUGCUAAGGCCGGCGUUGGCCGUGCUUCCGUCGUUGCUGCCAGUGAGUACCAGCCUCUCCCUUGA
Penicillium maclennaniae is the source of this 1557-nucleotide messenger RNA. Its product is annotated as hexadecenal dehydrogenase. The record is from RefSeq and is a predicted model, not a curated record. The transcript has 4 exons. Gene Ontology annotation, biological process: aldehyde metabolic process. Gene Ontology annotation, molecular function: aldehyde dehydrogenase (NAD+) activity. The coding region runs from base 1 to 1557 and encodes 518 amino acids. NCBI's taxonomy places the organism in Eukaryota, Fungi, Ascomycota, Eurotiomycetes, Eurotiales, Aspergillaceae. Gene Ontology annotation, cellular component: cytoplasm.